AUGACAGUUCCCGAUGAGGUUGAUAUCAUUGUGUGUGGCGGUGGUAGCUCGGGCUGUGUGCCUGCUGGACGUCUGGCCAACUUGGACCACAAGCUUCAAGUCCUCUUGAUUGAGGGUGGAGAGAGCAAUCUUAACAAUCCGUGGGUUUACCGUCCAGGUAUCUACCCAAGGAAUAUGAAGCUGGAUUCUAAGACGGCAACCUUCUACUAUUCUCGCCCAUCAGAAUGGCUUGAUGGUCGACGUGCAAUUGUCCCCUGUGCUCACAUCCUUGGUGGUGGCAGCUCGAUCAAUUUCAUGAUGUACACUCGCGCCUCAGCCUCUGACUAUGACGACUUCCAAGCCAAAGGAUGGACUACCAAGGAAUUGAUUCCUCUAAUGAGGAAGCAUGAGACAUAUCAAAGGGCCUGCAACAACCGAGAUAUCCACGGUUUCGAGGGACCUAUCAAAGUGUCUUUCGGCAACUACACAUAUCCCAUCAUGCAAGACUUCCUCCGAGCAGCCGAGAGUCAGGGAUUCCCAGUCACAGACGAUCUUCAAGAUCUUGUUACGGGACACGGUGCUGAACAUUGGCUCAAAUGGAUCAAUCGCGACACUGGCCGUCGUUCCGAUGCUGCCCACGCCUACAUCCACGCCACUCGUGCCAAAUAUGAGAACCUUCACUUGCAAGUCAACACCAAGGUCGAUCGUGUUGUGAUCGAGAAUGGCGUUGCUGUUGGUGUCCUCACAGUUCCCACCAAGCCUGUCGGCGGUGGUGACCCACCACGAAAAUUCUGGAAAGCUCGCAAGUUGAUCAUUGUCAGUUGUGGAACUCUGAGCUCGCCUCUAGUUCUCCAAAGAUCUGGUGUAGGUGACCCAGAGAAACUGAAGAAGAUCGGCGUCAAGCCCAUCGUCGACCUACCUGGUGUCGGUCUCAAUUUCCAAGAUCAUUACCUCACCUUCUCCACCUAUCGAGCCAAGCCUGAUACAGAGUCCUUUGAUGACUUUGUCCGUGGCGACCCAGAUGUGCAGAAGAGGGUCUUCGAUGAAUGGAACAUCAAAGGUACUGGACCACUGGCCACCAACGGCAUCGAUGCUGGUGUCAAAGCUCGUCCAACCGAGGAAGAACUUGAAGAGAUGAAGACUUGGCCCACACCUGACUUCAGCCCCAGUGGUUGGGAAAGCUACUUCAAGAACAAGCCAGACAAGCCAGUGAUGCAUUACAGUGUUAUCGCUGGUUGGUUUGGAGAUCAUCUCGAUAUGCCUGCCGGAAAGUUCUUCACCAUGUUCCACUUCUUGGAGUAUCCAUUCUCUCGUGGCUUCACCCACAUCACCUCACCAGAUCCAUAUGAUGCUCCUGACUUCGAUGCCGGCUUCAUGAACGACAAGCGUGAUAUGGCGCCUAUGGUCUGGGGAUACAUCAAGUCUCGAGAGACGGCCCGCCGCAUGCAAGCAUACGCUGGUGAGGUCACUGGCAUGCAUCCUCAUUUCAGCUUUGGCUCAGAAGCUAGAGCGAGAGACAUGGAUAUUGCUACCCGUAAUGCGUACGGUGGACCCAACCAUCUCACUGCCAAUAUUCAACAUGGCAGCUGGACACAUCCUUUGCCCACGACUAAGCCCGCUGAGGAGGUUACGUUGAACUCCAACAGAUGCGAUCUUCGUGAACCUCUCAAGUAUAGCAAGGCGGAUAUCGAGGAAGUCGAGAAGUGGGUACAGCGUCACGUUGAGACCACAUGGCACUCUCUUGGUACCUGCAGUAUCGCACCCAAGGAGGGCAACAGCAUCGUGAAGCAUGGUGUCUUGGACGAGAGACUGAAUGUCCACGGCGUCAAGAACUUGAAGGUCUCUGAUCUUUCAGUGUGCCCCGACAAUGUCGGAUGUAACACCUUCUCGACUGCUCUCCUCAUCGGUGAGAAGUGUGCCGUCCUGUCUGCUGAAGAUCUGGGCUAUAGCGGGGCUGCUCUCGACAUGAAGAUUCCACCUUAUCAUGCUCCUGGUGAGACGGUCAGCUUGGCUCGCUUGUAG
This is a messenger RNA of Exophiala bonariae, 2001 nucleotides long. RefSeq names its product Alternative oxidase, mitochondrial precursor. The transcript is spliced from 5 exons. The record is from RefSeq and is a predicted model, not a curated record. Lineage: Eukaryota; Fungi; Ascomycota; Eurotiomycetes; Chaetothyriales; Herpotrichiellaceae. Bases 1 to 2001 code for a protein of 666 amino acids. Gene Ontology annotation, molecular function: flavin adenine dinucleotide binding; oxidoreductase activity, acting on CH-OH group of donors.